GUGGCGGGUUCCUCUCCCUCCCACUUCCGCACUCAGGUUCCCCACCUCCCCUCUCCCCAGAGUGGUUGGUUUUCGGUCUGAGGGUCGGAAGAGUUCCAACUGCCUGCAAAACUGACGUCCACGUGCUAGAACGCGCGUCCGAGUUCUCGUGUCCAACCUGAUCGGUGAGCACUGCCUACCGCGUCUUUGCGCAGUGAGGCGUAGCGGGCACGGCGGUACAGAGGGUAACUGCCGCGUGCGCGCAUGCGUUCUCUCGUUAAGUCGGAGAGUAGCUGCAGAGAUUCCCAAAGAUGUCAACUCAAGGCCAUACCUGGGACCGACAGGUGAAGAAGGAAGAUGAGGAAGAGGACCCCCUGGACCGGCUGAUCUCCCGUUCUGGCUGUGCUGCUUCCCAUUAUGCAGUACAGGAGUGCAUGGCCCAACACCAGGACUGGCGCCAGUGUCAGCCGCAGGUACAGGCCUUCAGGGACUGCAUGAGUGAACAGCAGGCAAGGCGGCGGGAGGAGCUGCAGAGGAGGAAAGAGCGAGGCCGUCCCACCACUGAGUCUCCAAACUACCUAUCCCCAGAGAAUGGCCCUGCAGAAACUAGCACCCAGAGAGAUCCCGGGAAGAAGUCCUGAACAGCAGAAGUGUGGGCCAAGAAGUAUAAAACUCGGGGAUUAUCUUCAGCUAAGACUGACGUUGAAAGCUCGGCAGCCAUGGGUUUGGACAUGACUGCUGUAAAGAGCUGUGAUAUUUUCAUGGUGAGAUACCACACAUCUUCACCAAUAUUGAAUAUUGACUGGUAUUUGCUAAGUAAAACAAAGAUUGGGGUUAAUGGAUGGUCUUCUGUCCUACAUCUUGGGUCAGUGUGCCAAGUACUGAUUACAUGGACACUUAAUUUGAAAAGUAAAUUCACAAUCUAAAUGUAAAUUGGUUACCUGGUCAGGUCUUCAUUUAUUCAUCAUUGGUUCAACACAUGACUAACAAGUUUUUCUAAGACCUUUCCUUGUGCCAGCUACUGUGUGAAUGAAUAAUAUGAUCUGAUGGGAUGAAUAAUAGGAUCUCUUUCUUCGUGUUACUUAGUCUGGUUUGAAGGGUGGAAAUAAAACAACAUUAGAAUAACUAAUUACUAGC
Molecule: messenger RNA, 1116 nt
Organism: Mustela lutreola (European mink)
Lineage: Eukaryota; Metazoa; Chordata; Mammalia; Carnivora; Mustelidae
Product: cytochrome c oxidase assembly factor 4 homolog, mitochondrial
Exons: 2
Coding region: 291-620 (109 amino acids)
Biological process (GO): mitochondrial respiratory chain complex IV assembly
Cellular component (GO): mitochondrial intermembrane space
Source: RefSeq, a predicted model, not a curated record